CAUUAGUAUACCAGGCACGAGUUUCAGUUCAAAUUCUCAUCUCCCGCGAAUAUGUGAUUAUUCUACUUCCUUGAAUCGAUGCUUUCUAAAAGUUUUCCACAAAUUCGCGCACGAUGAAAGCUUGGUGUUUAUUGUGGCUUGUAGUGCUAAUUUCACCGUUAAAUGCAUCCAAAACUUCUCCAAUCUCAAAUUUUAUUCUCCCACAAGAAUUUCCACUUCUUCUGGGCAUUUUCAACGAGACUUUCAGUGAAAAUUCCAACACCGAUUGUCACAGAGAUAUCUGGAGCAUUUUAUAUGGAAUUUCAAACCGGGAAACAUGGGCUUUAAAGAUUCUAGAUGCAUCGGGAAGAAGAAACCCAGCCUUUAUGUUGGGUUCAAAUUUUUGGUUAGGAUCCGAAAUUGCAUGUCGUGGAGUCAAUAUUCCCCUUCCAAUUGCCACAUCCGAUGAUAUGGAGAAGGGGACAAAAGUUAUUAAUGCAAUUUCACCUGUGAAAAUGAAUUAUCGUGUGGUAUAUGGGACAAUUGAGGGAGAUCUUCAGGUGGCUCUAAAACUACUCUUUACACCUUAUAUGCACAUUGGUUUGUGUGUACCUGAGUCCUGUCCAAAUGAAUUUCUAAUGAGAAUCACACAGAAAUAUUUGGACGAAAAUCCCGCAUUUGGAAUCAUUGAAACCAAAGUGACUGUGGAGGGAAUCAAAGAGAUUAAGCCCCAUGGCAACUUAUUAGGCCAUUCCACGGUGCUAAUACUCGGGAGUAUCAUCUUUGCAACCCUCACAAUCUGCUUCUACGCCCACAAACUCGAAUCAAAGAGACACAAUCCACUGAGUAUUAACCACAGAAUUAUCUCAUGUUUUUCCAUUCGAGAAAACUACAGAAUUCUCAUGAAUAAUGAAGUGACUUCAAAAAGUAUUUUGUCACUCCAUUUACUGAGGACUGUAUCCUGUAUUUGGGUGAUUGUAGUACAUGUAAUGUUCUUCCAACUUUGGCUCUCGGAUAGUCUCACUGUCUCCUCAAUUGCCGUCAUGAAGACCCACUUUCUCUUCCUGUGGCGAGGAAUUCUCUGUGUGGAUAUCUUCUUCAUAAUUGGUGGCUUCCUCUGUACCUUCAACUUCCUGAAGAAUGAGCAACUAAAGGAGGAAAUUAGAUUGAAUGGAUUCAGGAAGAAUUGUGGUAUCUUCCUGAAAUACUUCUCUCAUCGAUAUCUUCGAUUAACUCCAGUUGCCUUUAUUGCCAUGCUUAUAGCCCGUAUUACCUAUCUGUUCUACAAUGAUACCAUCUUCCGAGACUUUAAACAUUGUUUCGGCUUUGACAAAUUAAAUUGGCACUACAAUUUACUGUAUAUCCAGAAUUUCUUCUCAUACAAAGAUAUGGCUUUUGUGUGGACAUGGUCACUGGCAUGUGAAAUGCAAUUCUACAUCUACUGUCUGGCAAUUCUCUUCAUCUACUCAAAAUCACCCAAAUGGGGUAUUAUUUCUUUCGUGGUAUCAACGAUAUCCACUCUAACCGUGACUUUCAUCAUUAUGUACAUGUGCAACACCUCAAUGAGGUUCUUGGACGCAUAUCGUGAUACUGAUGCUGUGUACACUAAACCUUGGACAAGGAUAUCCUCCUACCAAUCGGGCAUGAUAUUGGGAUUUAUUCUCUAUGUCACACGUGACAGAAGGAUUUAUCUAACAAGACGACAAACAGUAAUCAUUUGGAGUGCUAUUUUGGGAUUUUUCACUUAUACAGUGGUCAUGCAUCCUGAUCAGCCGAAAAUCCUCAUAUACUUAUUCAUGUCUGGCGGUAGAAUUGUGUAUGGCCUUAUCGUGGGUGGAAUUAUUGUUAUUUGUCAAUGGGGCUACGGCAGGUGGUUUGAGUGGAUUUCCACACGAAGAUUUAUAUGGCAAUUCUCAAAGCUCUCCUACACCAUAUACCUGAUACAUCCGGCAAUUGGAAUGAUUGUAUAUGGGACAGAUGCCCACGUUCUCAAUAUUUCCUUCAUUAAAACAAUUCUCGACUGUCUUGGAAUUGCAAUUGCUUCCUACUAUCUGUCAUAUGUGAUAACAAUUCUCUUUGAACUACCCUACAUAAGACUGUCGGAUGAAUUUAUCUUAAAGCGCCGAUUGAAGCAUGAUACCCAAUCCCACAAGAACGGUGGUAAAGUGACGAGUGAGAAGAUUCAGUAAAUCAAACCCCAAGACAAACCAAAAUCGUGAUAAAGCAAAACUUAACAGACAUAACAUACAAAUACUUAACUUACCCACAACUUGCAUCUGGAUGUGAGCCAUUGCUGUGGAGAAGGAUGGUGCGUCAGCUGAGACUUCACACGAAAAAUUGCCAGACAAUCCAAAUCCAACAUUCCGAAUCACUACUUGACUGGCAUUUGAGAGGGAGUACUGCAAACAAAAAAAAACAAAUAUAAAUUGAAACAACAUAUUCCCCAAAAUAUCCUUUAAAAAAAAAAAACAAAAUACAAGCUUGCAGAGUGUAACAUCACCAUUUGUCCUCAUCUCAAUUAUAGCCCUGGGAUUUGUAUGUAAUAAUUAGGAUUCGCUAUUAAAAAGGGUGUAACUCUUAAAA
Phlebotomus papatasi is the source of this 2562-nucleotide messenger RNA. RefSeq names its product nose resistant to fluoxetine protein 6-like. Gene Ontology annotation, molecular function: acyltransferase activity, transferring groups other than amino-acyl groups. The record is from RefSeq and is a predicted model, not a curated record. The transcript has 8 exons. The coding region runs from base 114 to 2168 and encodes 684 amino acids. Lineage: Eukaryota; Metazoa; Arthropoda; Insecta; Diptera; Psychodidae.